Molecule: messenger RNA, 2424 nt
Organism: Cololabis saira (Pacific saury)
Lineage: Eukaryota; Metazoa; Chordata; Actinopteri; Beloniformes; Belonidae
Gene: slc5a2
Product: solute carrier family 5 member 2
Exons: 16
Coding region: 12-2054 (680 amino acids)
Biological process (GO): transmembrane transport; sodium ion transport
Cellular component (GO): plasma membrane
Molecular function (GO): D-glucose:sodium symporter activity
Source: RefSeq, a predicted model, not a curated record
AUCAUACGUACAUGUGCAGGUGGCUCUGCAGAACACAGCAAACUUCAGAGUCACAUCUGAGUGGAGCGAUGGAGAAUCUCUCAUCAGAAAAGGUGGCCAUCAGCAAUCCAGCAGACAUCAGCGUCAUCAUUGGAUAUUUCCUCAUGGUUAUCGGUGUCGGCAUUUGGUCCAUGCUUCGGACCAAUCGUGCGACAGUGGGGGGAUAUUUCCUGGCAGGACGUACGAUGACGUGGUUACCGGUUGGAGCUUCGUUGUUUGCCAGUAACAUUGGCAGUGGUCACUUUGUGGGCCUGGCAGGAACCGGGGCAGCCAGUGGCAUUGCUGUAGGGGGGUUCGAGUGGAACGCUCUGUUCAUCGUGCUGCUGCUCGGCUGGCUCUUCGUGCCCGUCUACCUCACAGCUGGGGUGAUCACGAUGCCGCAGUACUUGAAGAAGAGGUUCGGGGGGACCCGGAUCAGUCUCUACCUGUCUGUUAUCUCUCUGUUUUUGUACAUUUUCACCAAGAUCUCGGUGGACAUGUUUUCAGGGGCCGUGUUUAUCCAGCAGGCUUUAGGGUGGAACAUCUACAUAGCCGUUGUUGCCCUCCUGUUGAUCACAGCUCUGUACACAGUUACAGGCGGCCUGGCAGCUCUGAUGUACACAGACACGGUUCAGACGUUUGUCAUCAUUGUGGGGGCCUUCGUUCUCACAGGAUUCUCCUUUGCUGAAGUUGGGGGCUACAGCGCUCUGCUUGCUAAAUACAGCUCCGCUAUACCCUUUAAUGUGUCCUCCAUUGACGUCCAGCGCUACAACAUCUCCCCCCACUGCUACACCCCGCGGCAGGACGCCUUCAGCCUGCUGAGGGACCCCACCACCGGGGACCUGCCCUGGCCCGGCGUGCUGUUUGGCAUCUCCAUAGGAUCAAUCUGGUACUGGUGCUCGGACCAGGUGAUUGUACAGCGGUGCCUUGCAGCUCGCAGUAUCACCCACGUGAAGGCCGGCUGUAUCCUGUGUGGCUACCUCAAACUGCUCCCUAUGUUCCUCAUGGUGUUUCCAGGCAUGAUCAGCAGGAUCCUCUAUCCAGAUGAAGUUGGCUGCGUGGUCCCAGAGAUCUGUAAGAAGGUUUGUGGGACUGAGGUGGGCUGCUCUAACAUCGCCUAUCCUAAGCUGGUGGUAACUAUCAUGCCCAACGGUUUGCGAGGCCUGAUGCUCGCCGUGAUGCUGGCUGCCCUCAUGUCCUCCUUGGCCUCCAUUUUUAACAGCAGCAGCACUUUGUUCACCAUGGACAUCUGGACCCGCAUCAGGCCGCGGGCCUCUGGGCGUGAGCUGAUCAUUGUAGGCAGAGUCUGGGUUCUGUGCAUCGUAGCCAUCAGCAUCUGCUGGAUUCCAGUUGUCCAGGCAGCACAGAGCGGCCAGCUGUUUGAUUACAUCCAGUCAAUCUCCUCGUACCUGGGUCCCCCUAUCGCCGCUGUGUUUCUGCUGGCUCUGUUUGUUAAGAGGGUCAACGAAGCGGGGGCCUUCUGGGGCCUGAUGGGCGGCCUGGCGAUUGGUCUGUGUCGGAUGGGGCUGGAAUUCUGGUUUGGUUCUGGCAACUGCAUUUUCCCCAGUCAGUGCCCUUUCAUUAUCUGUGGAGUCCACUACUUGCACUUUGCCAUCAUACUCUUCUCCUGCACGACAGUGCUGGUGCUGCUAGUCAGCUACUGCACUGAGCCCAUAGCCGAUGAGCAUCUCCACCGGCUGGUGUUCAGUCUUCGUCAUUCCAAAGAGGAAAGGAAAGAUCUGGACUUGCAGUUAGAGGAAAAAGCCCAGAGAGCCCAGGAAGAAGAUAAGGGGAGGGGGACAGAACUUAACAACACUGUUGUUGUGGCCGAAGAAGAAAAGCCUUCCAUCUGUCAGCUGGUUGCUGGUUUCUUUGGGCUGCAUAGCAGCUCACCGGCUCCUGAACAAGAAGAACCGGAACCGGAGGAGCAGGAGAUGCCUGACAUCACAGAGGACCCGCUGUGGAAGAACCUUGUGAAUGUUAACGCCCUCAUCAUGAUGACUGCAGCAGUUUUCAUGUGGGGAUACUUUGCCUGACAGUCUUCUGGUCCUUGAUAAAAACGGAUCAGUCAAAAUCUGCAUCUUAGUUUGAUUGAAAUCGUUCACUCUGAUGAUUAUAUUUCUAGUGUUGGACUCAGAGAAGAAAAUGAAGACAAUGCUGCCAUCUGCUGGCCUCAAGUUGUCCUUGCACUCCAAGUAAUAGAUUUCACACGUCUAAAUGUAAAAAAAAAACGGUUAAAGUCCUCGCCUCCACUCAUCUAAAGUGUAAUGGAGGCUCUAAAACCAUUGAUCAAGUUAGGAAUCCAUUACUGUAUACAAUUACAUGGUGAUCCAAUCAAAGUCAAUCACAUUCACUGCAAAAAAGCCUAAAUUAAGAUUUUUCUGUAUGAAAUUCAAUAAAUUGUUA